Molecule: messenger RNA, 8552 nt
Organism: Dreissena polymorpha
Lineage: Eukaryota; Metazoa; Mollusca; Bivalvia; Myida; Dreissenidae
Product: peregrin-like
Exons: 19
Coding region: 13-5316 (1767 amino acids)
Biological process (GO): regulation of transcription by RNA polymerase II
Cellular component (GO): MOZ/MORF histone acetyltransferase complex
Molecular function (GO): protein binding
Source: RefSeq, a predicted model, not a curated record
UUCCGUGCGCGCAUGCGUAAUAUCGAAAUCAAUAAUUCGUUCGACGCCGCUUUGAAAUUGUAUAAUUUUAGCAUUAUUUCUAAUGUAAAUAAGCGCAUAUUAACGAUCUUUCACCAGAUAUCGUUAAUGAUAAAGAUAUCCAAAAUGGUGUUGGAUUUCAAUUUAAACGUGUUUGUGGAGAAUUUGAAGGCCACAAAGCCCCCAUAUGAUUGCCCUGUGCCGAAUUGUGGAAAAACUUAUAAAAGUUUCAGUGGAAUACAGUUUCAUAUUUAUAAUUUUGACCAUGAAAACCCAGAAAAUAAUUCACCUACACCUGGAAAAUCAACAGGAAAAAAGAAAAAUAGAUUCAAACAUUGGAGACAGAAGUGUAAUGACCUGCCAGCAUCACCUCCAGAAUUUCUGCGUCCUCAAGAGACAUUGACUUAUGCAGAGUCUCAAAGGCUAGUAGAAAUUGAUCUUGAUGGGCGUAUUCACAGAAUUAAUAUAUAUGAACCAUUGGAUAUUGUUACACAAGAUGUUAUUGACAAUCAAAGUAAUACAGAGAAAGAGGAAAAGGCUGAGAAGUCACCUCAAAAGUCAAUUAAAACAACAGAUCCACACAAGGGUAGGAAAGAUACAAAUAAUGCUAGUCACGCACACUCAAAUGCUGUCAAACUGCCUGAAGCGCAGUAUAAAGUUAUUGAAGAUUAUGUUCGUCCUGCAAAAGCUUUAUCACAUACUGAUGCAUAUUACCGAUAUAUAGAGAAGACUGUUGAUGAAUUAGACGAAGAGGUAGAAUAUGACAUGGAUGAAGAGGAUCAUGCGUGGCUAGAAAUUCUGAAUGAACAAAGACAAAGCAGCAAUCUUGCUCCUGUUUCGCAAGAGAACUUUGAACUUCUAAUGGACAGAUUUGAAAAGGAAGCUUUCUUUCAAAGUCAGACAACUGGCAAAGAGGUAUUACCAUCCAUUGAUGAAGACGCUGUGUGCUCAAUAUGUGUCGAUGGGGAAUGUCAGAACAGUAACGUCAUCCUGUUUUGCGAUAUGUGUAACUUGGCAGUGCAUCAGGAGUGUUAUGGUGUGCCAUAUAUUCCAGAAGGACAGUGGCUGUGUAGAAGGUGUCUUCAGUCCCCAUCCAGGGCUGUUGACUGUGUACUGUGUCCAAACAAAGGUGGUGCUUUUAAACAAACUGACGACGGUCGCUGGGCACACGUUGUCUGUGCCUUGUGGAUUCCAGAAGUUGGAUUUGCGAACACUGUGUUCUUAGAACCCAUUGACUGUUUGGACAGAAUUCCACCUGCUAGAUGGAAAUUAGCAUGUUACAUUUGUAAGCAGAGAGGCUCGGGACCAUGUAUUCAGUGUCACAAGCCAAACUGUUACACGGCUUUUCAUGUGACCUGUGCACAGCAGGCUGGACUUUAUAUGAAGAUCGAAGCAAUAAGAGAGCCAAUUGGCCAUACAAUCAGUGUGAGGAAAACAGCAUAUUGUGAUGUGCACAUCCCUGCUAAUUCUGAGGCGGGAAGCACAGGCAUGUUUGCAGACAGUGAUGAUACGGCAGCAAAGGCGGAGGCUAAAGAGAUAUCUCGGCAGAAAAUGAGAAAAGCCCGGAAAAUACUUGCAGAGAAGCGAAAUGCUAUGCCUGUGGUCUCCUUACCAAUAAUUCCUCAACACAGGGUGACUAAAAUCUCCAAUGUGGUGUCGUUCGGCAAGAAGCAGCACUUCCUUACCCGUCUCCUCAGUUACUGGACUCUGAAACGUCAGUCCAGGAAUGGUGUGCCGCUGAUCAGGCGCCUACAGACCAAUCACAUGAGCAGAAAGGCAGAGUAUCUUCUUUUACAUGGACAACCAAAGAAUGACAAGCAGAGCAGCCUGCUACGGGAGCAGCUGAAGUACUGGCAGAGACUGAGACAGGAUCUGGAGAAGGCCAGACUCCUUGUGGAGCUCAUACGGAAACGGGAGAAACACAAACGGGAACAGUUGCGUCUCCACCAGAUGGCCACAGAGCUUAAGAUCCAGCCAUUUGCUUUCCUGCUACGAAAUACCCUGGACCAGCUGGUUGAGAUUGACACAAACAAGAUCUUCUGUGAGCCUGUGGACAGGGAUGAGGUUCCCGAUUACUAUGUUCACAUUGAGCAGCCGAUGGAUUUCACAACCAUGCGCGAGAAGAUUGCAGAGCAGAAGUACCGGACCAUGGACGACUUUCAGGUCGACCUUGACCUUGUGGUGAAGAACUGUCUCUCGUACAACAGCAAGGACACUGUCUUCUAUCGGGCCGGGCUGAAGUUGCGAGACCAGGGAGGCGCGAUCAUACGUGCAGCAAGGCACAUGGCUGAGCGGGUUGGAUACGAUCCGGAGACGGGGCUACAUCUCCCCGAGCCACCCGCAAAUCAGGAGAGGGCACCAGUGAUAUUGGAGGAUUUUGACACAUUCCUGGAAAAGAAAGACAACCUACCUUUAGAAGAUCAGCUGCAGAUUCUACUGGAGAAAAUGGACCAGGCCAGUUUAUCCAAACGAAAAUCGAAACUUUCCAAACGCAUUCGACGUGAAAUUGUUAAGGUUAGAAGAAAACUCGCCAUACAGAGAGGACUGCCUAACAGCGAUCUGGAGGAAAGCGUUAACGAUACACCUUCAGAAGACGAUGACGAAAAUUCUGAAGAUAAACAUGAUAAAGAGAAUCUGGAAAAGAUGGAGAAAUCACCCAUAAAAACGCCCAAACCACCCAUCCAUUGUGAUCAGCCAAAUUCCACUCCAAAAUCACCGAAAACUCCCAAAUCUCCAAAGGUUCAGAAGUCUCCUGCCUUGAGGAAAGGUCCCAGCAUUCCAGCCUUGAAAUCGGACAGAAGUCAUGGGCGUAGCACACCAGGGAGAGGGCGAGGCAGGGGGAGGGGCAGAGGUCGGGGAAGGUCACUGAGUGCCCACAGCGAGUCAGAAUCUGAGGGCUUAAAGCCAGAUGAUGUCCAAGAUGGUGGCUCUACCAAACCCGGUACUCCAACUAGCAUGAUCUCGUCCGACCGGUCAGCAACGUCCACACCGACGCCGGGCGUUAACCGACGCACCACCGUCCUGUUUGGCAAGAAGGGAACGCCAAAAGGUUCCAAAGACUCUGGCUUGUCUGCGAAUACACCGCUGCUGGGCCGAAAACCUGGACGUCCACCGAAACUGAAGUCUGACAAACCCACGUCUGAUUCUCCACAGCCCCCAGUUCUUGAGCUGAUGAUUCCUUCCCCUGGAAAAGCACCCAAGAGUCCAGGUGCCAGAAAGCGUUCAGCCAGUGUCCUCACUCAAAAAUCUGAAUCUGUUCCUUCACCUCCGAAAAGAACUAUGUCUGUUACGGAAUCAACGACUGGAUUUUCCGAUCCGCCAGAUUUGACGAGACGGGAUAAUUUUAUGACCUAUCGGGUCGGUGAUCAUAUACGGAGCUCUUCAGAGUCAGAAAGCACGACCGGAAUGAGCAGUGGUGAUGAAUCGAUGUCGGAAACAUCAACUUCUGGUUCUAGCGACAGUCGAUCUGAGUUAAGCACAUCAGGCACGAUGCAGCAGCUUUAUACGGACAGUGAAUGCUCGGAGGAGCCCGGGGAGGGGGAAAAUGCUCGCACGGCAGAAAGCAUGGACUUAGAUCAACAUGGCCCAACUAUUGUGAAAAUGCAAUGUCUGGAUGAAGUGAAAAAGAUCUGUAGGAAGACUAAAUCCAUGUCAAUGUGGAACAAAAAUCCAAUCUUUCGUAUGACCCCCAAGUUCAAAAGUGGUGAAAAGGACUGCAGAGAGUGCAAGAAAAAAACUAAGUUGCGGACAUUGUUUGAAAAAGGGCCAUGCGGCGAUGGUAUCUCUGCACACUCCCACUUCACAGCAGCAGCACAGCGCAAUGGAGCCAGUAAUGUCAAGGUAUCUUGUUUACAUGGGAAGGUUAAUAGGGACCCAAAAAAUGGCACCAAAAAAAAGAUUUGUAAAAGAGAACCAAAGUCUUUGCAUAGCAGAAUGACUCUAAGAGGAAACGGCAAAGUGUCAGCUUCUGCAUCUAAUGUGAGGAGGUUAAGACAAAGUAAGAUGGAAGAAUUCUGUAAUGGUAACUUGACUAGGCAAAAUAAGAAAUGCUUUGAAAUGUUCAUUAAAGGCGACAACAAUGUUGAAGUUGAGAAUAUUGAGAAUGAACAUACAAGUGUCAGGGAAAAUGCCGAAGCACAAGUUUUUGUUGUGUUUGAUGACAUGAAAGAUAUGGAGGAAGAAUUGUAUGAUAAGUUAUUUGGGAUGAAGCAAGAAAGUGUUGGCCUGGUUGGGUGGGAAGGUUUUGCUGACAGUGUAACGGUAGAUAAUAUUGAUUCUGAGGAAGAUGGUAAGGUUUUCUUGGUUAGAAAAUCUGGUAAAAAAGGAAAGCACGGCAGAUAUUUACCUUUGGAAUUUCCAUCAAACGCUUCUAAGGAAAAGGGUGACAAUAAGUUUGCAACUGCGGAAUGUGGUACAGUUUAUAGUCUUAAGCAGGUGGAACAUAUGGAGGAGGAUGAUGAUGCCGAUUUGGUUUGUAGUAUCAGUGUCGAAAAUGAGAGAUGUUCCCGAACGAUCAAACAAACGUCUGAUGUCCUUGAUGUUGUAAACAAAACUGUCAAAAGUGGAACAAAUGUUAAAAUAGAUGGAUAUUAUAGAAGUCUCAAGCAUCUCAAAUCGAAAUCUACGUCGCUUGAGGUAUCCAAAAUUAUGCCAGAUAAACAAAUGGUUACAUCUGAAUGUACUGGGGAUUAUGUUUAUAAAGCAGGAAAGAAAGUAUUUGCAGAAAAGGAUGUGAAGAGUUCAAAAGUGAUGGAACAUAAAGAGCUCAGCAAACUUCAUGAUUAUUGGAACUUGGGUCCAAACUUCCAUGGAUCCCACUUAAAAGGAGCUCUAUUUGAUGCUUGUAAUAAAUUCUUUAAAGGUCGUGGACGGAGAGGCAGCUUUGACAGUGAGGAGAUCCCAUUGGAGCCCCUAGACCUUGUGUGGGCAAAAUGUAGGGGCUACCCUUGGUACCCAGCUCUGAUUAUCAAUCCCAAGAUGCCCAAGACUGGUUACUUCCACAACGGGGUGCCAAUACCAGUUCCUCCAGAGGAAGUGCUUGCCAUGCAGAAACGAUUUGAUGAACCAGUCUUUCUUGUCCUAUUUUUUGACACCAAGCGCACAUGGCAGUGGUUACCUAGGAACAAGCUGGAGCCCCUGGGGGUGGACUCAGGGCUGGAUAAGAGCAAGCUGCUGGAGAACAAGAAACCCAACGUGAGGAAGGCUGUCCAAAAGGCUUACGAGAAGGCUAUACUGCACAGGUGCAGUGUGACCGGAGAGCCAAAUCCACUGUCGGGUGAUUCCAGUUGUGAAGACUGAACAAGUUCCAAUAGGCAGAACAUUUUGAAAAUCUCGAUGAAAAAUUAAUUACAGUUGCCACAACUCAAUUACAAUGAAUUAAGAGAUUAGUGUAGAACUGUUGUAUUUGCUGAACAGUUCUUUAUCAGAUACAGCGGUUUACAGCUCAACCUUUUAAAUUUAAAAGUGAAAACAUUAUUGAUGAGGAUAAAAAAAAUGAGUUAAAUAGCAUUAGAAUAUUAUAUAGUGUAUGAGAAGUAUGUGGUGAUAAUGGAAUGCUAACAGAUUUUCUGUUCUGAGUGGACCAUAUUUAAUAAAAUAACACAUUAUGCUGUAUAGUGUAGGUAGCAUACGUACAAUUAGAGCAAAGAAGGGGAUUUGUUUAAUUCAUUAAAUUCUGUAACAAAUUGUGUUGAGUAUUGAGCACUAGAGUGUCUUUAGUAUUUAUUGCACUAUUGCUUCCCCUUAGCAGUUGAUGAAAAGUUGAAAUUUUAUUUCAAAUGUUGUUGAUUAUUUAUAGAUUAAAGAUUUUUGUUGAUAAAAAGCUAACAUUGAUAAUAAAAUAAACAUUGAAAUGUAUAGUGUUUAUGAAGGAGGUAAACUAAAAUAUAUUUCCAAGAAAGUUCUUGCAGAUGCAAAAUGAGCCUUAAUUAUGAUGUGAAUGUAAUACAAGUUAUGUAAUCUAAUAUGUUGAUUGGUAUGUGUUAUUCUAAUUUUGUGCAUUAAUAUGGUAAUAUGAUGUUUGAAAAGCACACUUUUAAGUGUGUACAAUUGACUUUGCAACUCAACAAUUGUCAGUAUUAUGGUAGCAGCUGUGUAUUAAUAAUUCACUACUAAACAAGUCAGAAACGUUAAGUUUAAUGUUCAUUUUGUUAUAUUCUAACAUUGCCAUUGAUGUAUGUAUUCAUUUUACAAAUGUACUUUUUUAUGAGUGCAGAUGAUAUAGUUAUGAGAAAUGUAAACAAAAUAUAUUUUCUGGUUUGAUGCAACCUAAUCUCUAAGUAAGAAAUAAACAUACAAUAGUUUUUAAUUUAAACAUGCAAUACCUAUUGUUUUGUAUGCCUUGAGAGUGUAGCAAAGUGUCUUGUGCCAAACUCUAUAAACAAAAUUUUGAUUCUAUAAUGGUAAACGUUGGUCAAAGGGCAACAACUGCGACUUAAUUGUGAUGUUAAGGUUAAACUGGAGCAAAAUAUAAGAGUGUGUGCAUAUAUUACAUUUUAUGAUUAUUAACUGGUGAAAGCUGCAUCAGAAAGUCAGUUACCAAACUUUUGUUACUUUUAAGGUUUAAUGUAUAUGUAUGUAUUUGAGAUUUGUUUGCCAUUUAAAAAUGCUUAUAUUUCAUAUGUUUCAUAGAUUUCGAUAUUUUAAGAAUUUUUUUUAUCAACAAAGUUGUAGCAGUCUUUGAAAACUGUAAAUAUUUUGUAAUCAAUUGAAACAUUCAUUUCUUAUUUUUCAAGUCAAACAUUACAAAUAUUUUUUUUAAUUCUGUAUAUAAAAUUUGUAUCAUAAGUUUUAAUUUCAGUGUUAUGUUUUAUAAUGUAUACCAUUUCAUGUGCUUAUGUUUUAUUUUACACCAUAAAGUAUCGUGUACAUAGCAGCGUUAUUUAUUGCUCUUCCAAGCAGAAGAUAGUUUUGAUGUAAAUUUUGUUUGGGCUUUUAUACAAAUAGAAAAAAAUAUUCAAGUACAGCAAGAUAAAAAAUAAAUAUUUAAAUGAGUUCCAAUCACUACAAAUACUUAAAGUAUACAUAAGGAAUAGUUUUCAAGAAACUACCGAGCUGGAACAUCAUGGGGGUCAUGUUUGAUUUUGUUCUGCUGGUUGUGGAAAAUCUUUAAAUGAGAAAUAUAUAUUUGAACAUACGGAAUGAAAGUUUCCUAACGGUUUCACCAGAGGGGACUUAUGGUUUUGUCUACGUCCGUCCGUCAAACUUUUCUGGAUCCUGCGAUAACUUUAAAGGUUCUGAAUAUUUUUUCAUGAAACUUGGAACAUGGAUAGAUGGCAAUAGGGACAUUAUGCAUGUCAUUUCAUUUUGUUCCUACGUCAAAAAUUGUGGUUGCUAUGGCAACAAAUAGACUAGAAAUAGUGCUGAAAAUGUUGUUUUUUUUCUGGAUCCUGGCAUUACUUUUAAAGUUCUUAAUAUUUUUUCAUGAAACUUGGAACAUGAAUAGAUGGCAAUAUGGAUAUUAUGCACGUCAUUUCAUUUUGUUCCUACAUCAAAAAUUGUGGUUGUUAUGGCAACAAAUAGACUAGAAAUAGUGCUGAUAAUGGUGUUUUUUCUGGAUCCUGCGAUAACUUUAAAUGUUCUAAAUAUUUUUUCAUGAAACUUGCAACAUGGAUAGAUGUCAAUAUGGACAUUAUGUACGUCAUUUUUUUUUUCCUUUGUCAAAAAUUCUGGUUGCUAUGGCAACAAAUAGACUAGAAAUAGUGCUGAAAAUGUUUGUUUUUCUGGAUCCUGAGAUAACUUUAAGUUAUUAAUAUUUUUUCAUGAAACUUCCAACAUGGAUAGAUGGCAAUUUGGACAUUAUGCACGUCAUUUCAUUUUGUUACUACGUCAAAAUUUGUGGUUGCUAUGGCAACAAAUAGACUAGAAAUAGUGCUGAAAAUGGUGUUUUUUUCUUGAUCCUGCGAUAACUUAAAAAGUUCCUAAUAUUUUUUCAUGAAACUUGGAACAUUGAUAGAUGGCAAUAUGGACAUUAUGCAUGUCAUUUCAUUUUGUUCCUAUGUCAAAAAUUGUGGUUGCUAUGGAAACAAAAACAAAAAAUUCUGAAAUUGGUGAAAUUUCUGACAAUGGUGGAGCCGGUAGGGGACUUUUAUUGCUUGGCUUGUUACAACAUGUAUUUGGUUUAAAAACCUUGACUUGAUGUAAUAAGGGCAUACACUAGGUUAAGGCUGCAAAAUCCAAAAUUGUGGUUUCGGAUACUUUGAAAUCCAAAUUUGUUCAUUUUAAUCUCGUUUCAGAGUCUUAUAAUGCUUUAAAAUAAACCUGCAAUUAGAACACACUAGAUUGUUUGCCACAAUAGUAAGGACUGUUUGACAUGUACUGAAAUAUGCAUCUCUCCAAGACCCUCUUUUUCAAAAUAGUCUAUCAAAAGUUAUUAACCUUUAAAACAUGUGAUGUGAUAUUAACAUAGCUCUCUGUUUCACAGUUUGUGCAGCUGUCUGUAGUAAGACUUAAAGCAGAUGCAUUCUUCACCUUUUUCAUGACUGUUUACCUAAGUUUAUUUUUAAUAUUUGGAAUUGUUAUUCCCCCCCCCCCCC